AUGGCUUCCCAGAAGAAGGCGACCCGUGACUACUACGAGACACCUAACCCAGAUGUCCCGACUAUCCCGGAUAAUGCAAACAAGAAAAAGUACUACAAUCACCCCGAGCUAGUCUGGUACUGUCGUAAAGGCGGUAUCACCCUCUCUCCCCAGCAAAAGAUACGCCAUGCAGUGUCUCACUUUGAGAAGGUCAAAGACGGACAGACCGGUGAUAUCUACGACGUUCCAGUUGAACGUAUUCGUGCUCGAUGGGUCACGGCAUGA
Molecule: messenger RNA, 264 nt
Organism: Penicillium manginii
Lineage: Eukaryota; Fungi; Ascomycota; Eurotiomycetes; Eurotiales; Aspergillaceae
Exons: 2
Coding region: 1-264 (87 amino acids)
Source: RefSeq, a predicted model, not a curated record